Molecule: messenger RNA, 1448 nt
Organism: Tyto alba (common barn owl)
Lineage: Eukaryota; Metazoa; Chordata; Aves; Strigiformes; Tytonidae
Gene: PROCA1
Product: protein interacting with cyclin A1
Exons: 4
Coding region: 73-1392 (439 amino acids)
Biological process (GO): phospholipid metabolic process; arachidonate secretion
Molecular function (GO): A2-type glycerophospholipase activity
Source: RefSeq, a predicted model, not a curated record
GAGCCAUAGGGGGGAGCAUCUGUGGAAUGGGAUGUGGGGCUGCAGGGAGCAUCCGUGGGAUGGGACACGGGGAUGCAGGGAGCAUCCUUCUCCCGUCGGGGGCCGCUCCGGGGCCGGGGGCCGUGGGGGGGGCCGGUGCGUCACGGGGCGGGUGCGUUGGGGCCGGCGCGUUACCGGUCCCGGCACAUCACCCCACCGGCUGCCACAGCAACGGGGCCCGGCCCCACCGGGAGGGGUAACCCCAUCCCCGCGGGCUCCGGGCAGCGGCUCCAGCACCCCGGACUCUCCGGGCCCCUCCGCACGGUGCAGGGCCGUGCCGAGCCGUCCCGCGUGGGUGGGCUGCGCGGCACUAUAAAGCGGCCCCACGGCAGCGAGAGGCGCGGUGCCAUGUGCGCCCCGGGGCUGCUCUGCCGCCUCCUCCUCCUCUUUCUCCUCCUCCUCCUCCUCCUGCUGCUGCUGGUGGCCGCCCCCGGAGCGGCCCCGGGCACCGGAGCGGCCCCACCGGGACGGCCCCGAGUCCGCCGAGGGCUCACCUACCCCGGGACGCUGUGGUGCGGUGCGGGCAGCAACGCUGAUGCCUACGAGCAGCUGGGGGAGCACCGGGACACGGACCGGUGCUGCCGGGACCAUGACCACUGCCAGCACGUCAUCCACCCCUUCACCGCCCGCUACGGGUACCGCAACCUGCGCUGGCACACCAUCAGCCACUGCGACUGCGACCGCCGGUUGAAGGAGUGCCUGCGGCGGGUGAACGACACGGCCUCGCGGGUGGUGGGCCAGGCUUUCUUCAACGUCAUCCAGGUGCCCUGCUUCGAGUUCGCCUACAAGGAGGAGUGCGUGGAGCCCUACCUCUACGUCUGGUGCAAGGCUUACAACACGGUGGCCAUCGCGGUGCCCAGGGAGCCGGUGCUGUACGAGUUUGGGGGGGAGCUGAUUGACCGGGCAGCGAGGCCUGGGGGGGUCCCUCUGAGCCCCCCAUGGAGCAGCGUGGGUGGAGGAGCCGUCCUAGGGGAGCCUCACGUGCUCAUCCACCCGCUGUCCCCCCCCAAGGCAGCCGAGAGGAAAGGGAAGAAGAAAGACAAGAAAAAGAAGGGGAAAGGUCUGAAAAAGAAAGGUCUUUCUGAAAAGGGGGGUAUGAGCCAUCCCGCAGCCGCGGCCUCCACUCAUCCCACUGCGGGACAGAACCCACCGGCCCCGCUGCCAGACGUGGGGGAAGUGGCCAACGCCGUCCUGAGCGAUGCCCCGGCGCGGGAGGGGUUGGGCAGGGAGCCAGUGCCAGCCCCCCCAUCCCCGGUCCCCACCGCCCGUGGGAAGAGGAGGAAGGAGAGGAACAGAAAGAAGAGGCUGAAGAGCAAAGCCGAGGCAGAGCCUGCAGGAGAGCCGCAGCCCUGACUCCCCCCUCACCCCCCGCGGGUCUUGGCUGUGUAAUAAAGUUGGUCGCUCGAGUA